Messenger RNA from Spirodela intermedia, 5098 nucleotides. The record is from the annotation of a GenBank genome assembly. Lineage: Eukaryota; Viridiplantae; Streptophyta; Magnoliopsida; Alismatales; Araceae.
AUGGCAAGUAGAUUGAGAUGUGCCACAGAAUUGCAUAAUUCUGUCGGUAUCUAAGCAUAGUUCUGAAGGCAGGCAAGCUCAGAAUGUUGUUUCAUGUACAGGUGCUCAAGCAAAGGCAUCACUUUUUUAUUUAGUUUUGGUUUUUGUUUGAAGUAAAGAGACUGAAAAGUAUGAGAUGGUGGGAGCUGGGGAGAGAUGAAUUGGGAGAGGUGGAGAUGCUAUUUACAUCUCGAGACAGAUAGAUUGAGGAAGUGAGAAGAGUGAUGUGGAGAGACAGUGCUAGAUUUCGGAUAAUCUUCUUUUAAAGGCUAAUCUUUCUGGUUGGUGGGGCUUUUAAUUAUGAACAUCACAGGAAAAUACAGGGUGAGAUUUUUUGGUAAUGUGGAAGGGUGUAUUAUGGUAUAUGCUAUUUUUGGUCUUCUGGAUUACAGCUACGGGCUACACCAUCUUUGUGUGGUACAUAGUUUAUGUGCGUGGGGUUUCUGAGAGGUCAUGCCUUUCAGUAGUUUUUUUAUUCCAUUGGUCUGGGAUAUGGAAGGAUCCUACCUUCUUCAUUCCCUUAUGAUUUGAAAUAGUCAAUUGCCGGAACCUAUCUCCCUUGCUGCCAUUCUGCUCUUCUGCUGAAAAUUUGAUUCCCUAUUAACAGGAGAUCGCUCUCACGCCUUUGAAAUUCGCCACCGUCUCUCUUAUUUGCAGUUUCUCCACUCUGAAUGCUUCCGUCCCCAUAUGACUCGCAUGGUGCCUCUCACAAAGUCCCCUUUUUUCUUCCUUGCUGUUCUUUGUAAUUCAUGGAAUAUGACGUUCCUUACUAAAUGUUUUGUGUCUGAUUUCUCCUUUACAAUGUUUGACUCCAUCACAAUCGUUUGUCUCGAACUGUGAAAGGUUUUUUGGGUUUGCUAGUAGGGGGAUAUAACCAGAUGAUGUAAUGCAUAAUGAUUUGGUAUAACCAGACUGGCCCUUUCCAGUUCCAAUCUGGCAUCCUGGAUCUUAUUUGGUUAUGCUUCGAUUAUUCUUUAGCUUCAGAUGGGAGGCCUGAGCACCGUGGAAACCAUGACUGCUGUGUUUACAAACUGGGCCUUGGGAGAAGGGGCUAUUAUUUGGUAUUUCGAGGAACAUACUUUGUUGAGUUCCUAAUGCACGUGUCUAUUUACCUAUCGCUGCUUUCAGUUUCUGUGAUUGGUGGGAUCCAUCACUAGCCUGAUUCAUCGUUUUCCAGCCCCUCCUGCCAAUAUCCACAAAUUGUGGUAUGGGGAAGUGAUAGUCUGCAUUUGUGUCGUGUCAAAGUAAUGUUCUAUGUGUGGGCUGGCAGCAACAAUUAUCUUUUCUCUGUUGAACUUGCACUUCCUGACGAUAAUGCACAUACUCUAGGCUUUAUUUAAUCAAUUUAUUGGAUAUCCUUCUCGUAAGUUCCUACCAAUCAUUUUUGCAGAUAUUAUGUCUGGGGAGAAACCCUAGGCAUUUUCAAACUUUCAGUGUUCCUCAUUUGAAAGGUGAACUUGUCUGCCAUUUUGAAGUAUGGAAUAGAGUAGAUUUAUUUUUUGCAGCCACUGAUAAUGAAAGUUCGUUUCUCCAGGUGGUCAACUUGAAACGAACAUCAGGUUAGUAGUAAAAUGCUUGCUCACCUGUCAAUUUGUUUUGCUUAGCUUUAGUUGAUCCAACAACUGUGACUAACCUGACUUUAGCUUCGAGAAACGUUUGUCCCCACUUCACCUUUCGCUCAGUUUUUAUUUAUUUAUUUUUAUUUAUGUUAUUUAUGAUGUAAAGGAUGGUUGAGCUCUUCCAAGCCACUUCUGCACAACGCUGGAGCAGGUCAUUUGCAUCAGAUAAUGGUCUCUAUGACGCUUCCUUUUCAUCAAAUAUUUUGGAAAGGAAAUUAAUGUUCUUCGCAAGAAUAUGCUCUUGACACCCUUUUUUGUCCCUUGUUCUUUCUCAAUGAAGGUGAACUAGUCGAUGCAGUCGUUCCCUUCAUGGGAGAAUCUAUAACCGAUGGCACACUCGCAACAUUUUUGAAGCGUAUGUUCUACUAUAAACCCUAGCGGGGUGCUGCAUAUGUAUUCCAAACCCCAGUUAUUCGUCUAGUAUGCUCUAUCUAUGAGCUUAGUGUGUUCUCUUGUACCGGAUUGGUUUUUAUUGAUAUACUCUUCUGUCUGUACCUAUGAAAUUAGAAGAAGCUCGAAUGCUGUGCUCAUUAUUGCUCUGAUUUCAUGUCUGCCCACAUUUUCUAAUAUGUUGAAACAGAGCCUGGUGACCGUGUUGCAGUGGAUGAACCGAUUGCUCAGAUUGAAACGGACAAGGUUUCUUUAUCGACUUGAUGAGCAGUUUUCCAAAUAUUAUAUCUGAUCUUCGUUGGAAAUUUAUUUAAUCAUGAACUAUUCUUUCCUCACAGGUUACCAUUGACGUUGUUAGCCCCGAAGCUGGUAUCAUCCAGAAGGUGAACCGCCUUUGUUCUGUGUACAUCAGCUUUCUCGUCACAGAGUUUUAUCAUGGAUAAGUUCUGUUAAUAUUAAUGGAUCUGAUCCUUUGAUUUUGAGCAGUUUGUGGCCAUAGAGGGAGAAACUGUCACACCAGGAACCAAAGUUGCUGUGAUUUCUAAAUCAGAUGCAGGCACGACUCAUGUUGCACCAUCAGAGGAAAAAAUCGCUAAGGAUAUCCCCAAGGCACCUCCCGCGGAGGUGCAGGGUUCCGAGAAGAAAAAACCUGUACCAGAAACUCCUGUAAAAGAGAAGCCCAAAGCAGCUUCUCCUUCACCUUCUAGAACCUCUGCGUCAGAACCUCAGCUUCCUCCCAAAGAAAGAGAAAGGCGUGUAAGUCUUCUCAGCACACCUAUGGCGUUUGAUACAAGUUGAGGUUGAAUCCUGUGUCCUGUUAUUUAUCCAUAUUCUUUUGUGUGGAUUUAAUUUUAAUUUUAGGUUCCCAUGACAAGACUUAGGAAACGGGUUGCAACUCGUUUGAAAGAUUCUCAGAAUACGUUUGCAAUGCUGACUACAUUUAACGAAGUUGACAUGUAAGCCUUGAAAAAACGCUGGAUUCUCUUGUUAUAUAUUUUUGUCUUUGAUUGUGAAAUUUCGUAGAUGCAGGUGACUGUGUGUGCACGCUUCUAUGGUUUUCUAAAGAAAUAUAGACAAACUAACAAAUUUUCAUGUGACUGGUUGAAAACGUCAGGACAAACUUAAUGAAACUUCGGUCUGAGUACAAAGACGCCUUUGCGGAAAAGCAUGGCGUCAAAUUGGGUCUUAUGUCUGGCUUUGUGAAGGUAUGCAUAGUCAAAAAUAUUUGGCAACCGAUUUUCUGUUCUUGGUUUUAUUCUUCACUGUUUUAUAUUUAUGAACAGGCUGCUGUCAGUGGACUCCAAAACCAGCCAGUUAUUAAUGCAGUGAUUGAUGGGGAUGAUAUCAUUUACCGAGAAUAUGUUGAUAUCAGUAUUGCAGUUGGUACUCCAAAGGUUUGUCUUUGAACCCUACCCACCCGUUUCAUCUUAACUCAAGAUUUCCAAUGCUCAUUGAUUUCUUACUGUCAGCGCUACCCCCAUUUAUCUGUGUAGCAUCAACUAAAAGUUGAUACAUUUAAGCUAGUUUGAUCUAUUUCGAUUGUGCCGAUAUUUACCAUCAAGCCUUCAUCUGCCAAUGCUGACAUCCUCUCUAAUUUCCAUCCACAUACUACCCCCCCAGAUCCCCAGAGAAGGUUCUCUUCUGGUGCAUAGGAAGUUAGCAUAGGAUAUUUCUGCUGUACAAUCUAUGUUUGCAGCCUGGUUGGAAAGCUAAAUGGGGGAAAACAGCAUUUCGGAUAGAUAGAUGAUUUAAUUCGUGAUAAACCAUGUACAAUUCGUGAGAUGCAGGCCAAAAAGCCGAUAUAAUAUAAUUCGUGAGUUGCAGUCAAUUGGAAGAGUUUAUGGGAUGAAGCCAAAACCUAUUCGGAAAGCUUCUGAGAUCAAGUCCAUCUGUGAUUUCUGAGACGAAAGCAUCAUAUUUGGGAGUCUGUGGGAUGAAUUCUUGUUCAAGAGGCUAUUGGGAUGGGGUGUCCUCGGUUUGUGAGAUGGAUCUCCUCCGAGCGAGAGUCCAUGAGUUUAAAAUUCGUUUGUAUGCGUGCAUGAGUUUAAUGAACCUCUGCGAUGAGGAGGCUCAUUGGGAUACGGAAUGCGGAUGUUUAGAGGCCCAUGGAGAUGGCUGACGGAUGAUGGCCGGGUGACAUGGGAUCUUUCUGACCGCUAGGUUCCAUGUCCACGUGAGUCCUUGUUUAAUGUGGAUGUCUCUGGCCACCUAACUCCCUCCAUGGGACUCUGAACCCACCCACGGAGUAUCUUGAUUGGAUCUUGACCACUGGUUCUGGGGCCUCAAGAUCCUGCUGAAUCUUUGCUUAUAAAUGGGAGGGAGAUUCUGGUAAAUGGGCCUGGAGCAUGGGGCUAUGCUGGUUGAGAUCUUUCCUUCUUUCUGAACUUGUGCUUGAACCAUGUUUUUUCUAGCCACUCUGAAAGAAGGAGAUAUCUAGAUGGUCUGUUGCACACCCCGUUGCCCAGAAAUUCACCCUCGCCAUCCUCCCAGGGGCUCGUCGUUCCAGUCAUCCGCAAUGCUGACAGGAUGAAUUUCGCGGAGAUUGAGAAGGAGAUCAACACACUGGCCAAGAAGGCGAACGACGGCACAAUAUCGAUUGACGAGAUGGCUGGGGGCUCCUUCACUAUCUCCAACGGCGGUGUCUAUGGGAGCCUCCUCAGCACGCCCAUCAUCAACCCUCCUCAGGUACCCCGCCCCCGUGAAUUAGAAUCGAACAGUUGACCUCCGACAGGAUCGCUCCUUGUUCGGGGGGAAAUCAGAAUUCAGACCCGGCUGCAGAUCCAUCCGAGAUUGGCCCGCAAGGAUUUUCUUACAGUUACAGGCAUUGAUCAAAACAUGAACUCGUCUUUGAAUUGCAGUCGGCCAUCCUGGGGAUGCACUCCAUCGUGUCCCGCCCGAUGGUCGUCGAUGGCAGCGUCGUGCCGAGGCCCAUGAUGUACAUCGCACUGACGUACGACCACCGGCUCAUUGACGGAAGAGAGGCGGUGUUCUUCCUGCGACGCAUCAAGGACGUCGUUGAGGACCCUCGCCGGCUGCUCCUGGACAUAUGA